Messenger RNA from Camelina sativa (false flax), 2346 nucleotides. NCBI's taxonomy places the organism in Eukaryota, Viridiplantae, Streptophyta, Magnoliopsida, Brassicales, Brassicaceae. The record is from RefSeq and is a predicted model, not a curated record.
AUGCAGGAACACUCACGGGUUGAUGAUAACCCGAUCAUAACAGGUGGAAUGAGGGAUUUUCAAGCAGUAUUUACUCAUUGUUCCCUGUCGGAUAUUGCCUCUCAUGGUCCGCUUUUUACUUGGUGUAAUAAGCGGGAAAAUGACUUAAUUCACAAGAAACUUGAUCGGGUGUUGGUGAAUGCAGCUUGGGAACAGUUGUAUCCGUAUGCUUAUAAUGUGUUUGCAGCUGGGGGAUGUUAUGAUCACUUGAAUUGCCGGAUCAUGGUGAAGGGAGAGGGUGACAAUCAUGGUCGCAGGCGUAAACCCUUUAAGUUUGUCAAUUUACUAACUGAAAUGGAGGAGUUUCUACCAUUAAAGCUUAAAGGGCUGAAACCGGCUCUUCGUUCUUUAGCAAAGCGUCGUCUUGGCAAUUUGGUGUUAAAGACGAGGGAGGCUUUUGAUGUGUUAUGUGAAAAACAACAGGCCAACUCGACAAACCCAUCAUCUCUUGCGAUGGAGGAGGAGAAUGCAGCUUUUAAAAGAUGGGAUUUCUUGGUUGGGUUAGAGGAGAAAUUUCUUAAGCAGAAGUCCAAGUUGCACUUGUUGAAAGUCGGUGAUAAGAACAACACGGCUUUUCAUCGAGCAGCUACGAUUCAGAAAGCACAAAAUACUAUCAAGGAGAUCCACUGCUCUGAUGGCCGCAUGGUUAAGAAAGAGGAGGAGAUAAAAACUGAGGCUGAAAGACACUUUCCCGAGUUCUUGCAGCUCAUUCCACCAGAUUUUGAGGGUUCCACGGUUGAGGAACUUGAAAGACUUUUGCCUUUUCGUUGUUCUGUCGUUGAUCAGCAAGCCUUGACCCGUGUUGUUUCAGGCGAGGAAAUUAAAAAGGUCCUGUUUUCAAUGCUAAAUGACAAGUCUCCUAGACCUGAUGGGUUCACGUCAGAGUUUUACAAGUCCACUUGGGAGUUGUUGGGUGCUGAAUUCGUUCUUGCGGUGCAAUCAUUUUUCGCCAAAGGUUUCUUGCCGAAGGGUAUUAACUCCACAAUCCUUGCGUUAAUCCCUAAGAAGGUAUCUACCAUGGAAAUGAAAGAUUAUCGUCCCAUUUCUUGUUGUAAUGUGAUCUAUAAAGUUAUUUCGAAGAUCAUUGCAAACAGACUUAAGAGAGUUCUGCCUAAAUUUGUCUCUGUAAAUCAGUCAACAUUUGUCAAGGACCGUUUGUUGAUUGAAAAUGUGCUUCUCACCACUGAACUGAUUAAGAACUAUCACAAGGAUUCCCUCUCUGGACGUUGUGCUAUCAAGAUUGAUAUUUCAAAAGCGUUUGACUCAUUUCAAUGGUCUUUCCUCUCAAAGGUCCUCUCUGCAGUGCAGUUCCCACCAACGUUCAUUCAUUGGAUAAUGUUUUGUGUUACCACAACUUCUUUCUCGGUUCAGGUAAAUGGUGAGUUGGCGGGGUUUUUUAGGAGCUCUUGGGGACUUUCUCAGGGGUGUUCCUUAUCACCGUAUUUAUUUGUAAUAUGCAUGGAUGUCCUCUCCAAGCUACUAGAUAAGGCGGCCGGCGACCGACUAUUUGGUUACCACCCCCGGUGUCAGAAUCUUGGCCUUACUCACCUUAGCUUUGCUGAUGAUCUCAUGGUGCUUUAUGAUGGUAAAGUACGGUCAAUAGAGGGUAUCGUAGAAGUUUUUACUCAGUUCUCCAAGAUGUCUGGUCUAUCAAUCAGCAUGGAAAAAUCCACACUAUAUGUGGUAGGCAAUGUACCUCCUCUUGACACUGCCGAUUCCCAUUUUCUGUUGGGUCUCUCCCGGGAAUGUAUUACGGAGAUCAACUCAUUGUGUUCGGCUUUCCUCUGGUCAGGGACUGAGCUGAACUCACGAAAGGCAAAGGUAGCGUGGGAGGAGGUCUUUAAGCCCCGAACAGAGGGUGGUCUUGGGCUGCGGUCAUUACAAGAGGCUAAUACUGUUUGCUGUUUAAAGCUGAUCUGGCGUUUGGUUUCGAAUGGUGAGUCUCUCUGGGUGCAAUGGGCACACACAAAUCUGUUAAAAGGAGCUUCUUUCUGGUCGGUCAAAAGUACUUUAACAUUGGGUUCUUGGAUAUGGACUAAGCUCUUAAAGUACAGAGAUAUGGCUAAGGGGUUUUGCAAGGUUGAAGUGGGAACUGGUGAGCACAUCUCUUUCUGGUUUGACAAUUGGUCUGAUAUGGGUAUGCUUUCGGAUGUGGUGGGGGAGAGAGGUGUUAUUGAACUAGGGAUUCCCUGGCGGAGUUCACUCGCAGAGGCAUGGGCUCAGCGUCCUCGACGUCGACACCGUGCUGAUCACCUUAAUGCAAUUGAGGAUGCCAUGAGAAUGGGUCAGCAACAAGGCCAGCAGUGA